AGGGCCGCGCCUGCGCGGCCGCCCGAACAAAAAACCUGCCCCCGCGCGCCGGCUCCCCUCCCCUGGAGGAGCGCUGGCUUAAGCCUGAGACCGUGAGGGGGAAAGCCGGGGCCCUGUGGCGGCCGGGCCCACCGCCCCAUCAGCCGCCGGGAAGCAGCCUUCCGCUAACGAGGCUCCGCCGUCGCUGGCCUUCCCCCGCAACCCGGCAUCACCACUUCGCCUUCAUCGACCAGGGCCGGGCUGUCCGCGCCUGGCGCCAGGACGAAAAUGGCUCAAACUACUGGCCCAGCAGCACACCUUGAAGAGGAGGAAUCCUCUUGUAGCAAACUGGUGGUUACGUUCCUGAUGUCAGCACUUGAGUCAAUGUGUAAAGAACUUGCUAAGUCCAAAGCAGAAAUUGCCUGCAUUGCUGUAUUUGAAGCAGAAGUGUUCGUAGUUGGAACUGAGAGAGGAAGAAACUUUCUCAGUUCUAGGAAAGAAUUUCAGGAGGAUUUUGUUAAAUACUGUGUUAGAGAAGAGAAGGCUGCAGAGACAAAGAAAACAAAGACACUGCCACCUGUGAAUGGACUGACAGUGGACACUGAGGAAGAGGAAGCUCUCAUGAAGUCUGUGGAUGACUUUUUCUGCUUUUGCUAUGGCAAAGCUUUAGGGAAGUCAACGUUGGUGCCUGUGCCAUAUGAGAAGAUUCAGAAUGACCAGUCCUUUCUGAUAGCGCAGGGCCUGCCCAGAGGAGUUGCAUUGCAGCAUCCAUCCAAAUACGAUGUAGUAACACUGAAAUGGAUCCUGGACCACAAGUCACAGAUCUCAUUUGUCCUCAAAAGGGCUGUUGUGGAGCCAAAGAAACAGCCAGCAGCUUCUUUGGUAACAGCCCCAGUAGCAGUGAAAGAGGAGCCAAAUGAUCCUGCAUACUAUCAAUAUAAUACUCCAGCCCCUUCGGUAGCAUCAGAGCCGGAUAAAAGAAUUGGGAUUCUGAAAAAUUACACAGGUGUUAGAGAAGAGAAGGCUGCAGAGACGAAGAAAACAAAGACACUGCCACCUGUGAAUGGACUGACAGUGGAUUCUCAGGAAAAGGAAGCUCUCAUGAAGUCUGUGGAUGACUUUUUCUGCUUUUGCUAUGGCAAAGCUUUAGGGAAGUCAACGUUGGUACCUGUGCCAUAUGAGAAGAUACAGAAUGACCAGUCCUUUCUGAUAGUGCAGGGCCUGCUCAGAGGAAUUGCAUUGCAGCAUCCAUCCAAAUACGAUGCAGUAACACUGAAAUGGAUCCUGGACCACAAGUCACAGAUCUCAUUUGUCCUCAAAAGGGCUGUUGUGGAGCUGAAGAAACAACCAGGAGUUCCUCUGCCAGAUCAUUCAAAAAUACCUCUAGCUUCAAGUUGUCCUCCUGUUCCUCCUACUGAAGUGAAAACAGAAUCAAAAGAGGAUCCUGCAGCUGCUUUGAGAACAGCCCCAGUAGCAGUGAAAGAGGAGCCACAUGAUCCUGCAUACUAUCAAUAUACUAUUCCAGCAGCCCCUUCGCCAGCAUCAGAGCCUUAUAAAACAACUGCUCUUGUAAAAAAUGAACCAGCAGCCCCUUCAAAAGCACCAGAGCCGGAUAAAAAAGCUGCUUUUGUAACAAAUUACGCAGCAGCCACGUUAGGAUCAUCACAGCCAGCUCAAAGAAUUGCUCUUGUAAAAAUUUACACAGGUCCCCCCCAGAACACCCCUCCAGAAAUAAGUCGAGGUCCUGAGGUCGAGGUCACCAUUGAGGAUGAUGAUGAAGAAUACUUGGCUCCUAGCAAGAGAACAAAGAACAUCACUUCAGCUAAUGGAGCUGCCAGUACUAGGAGAACAGCAGCAAGAGCAGUGAAUUCUGGUGAUGAUGAUGAAGAUGGUGGCAGCGGUAACUAUGAUGACGAUGGUGGGGAUGAUGAUGAUGGUGGGGAUGAUGACGAUGGUGAUGGUGAUGAUGGCAAUGAUGAUGGUGAAGAAGAUGAAGAAUAUGUGCCUCCUAGCAAGAAAGCAAAGAACACUGAGGGAAUUAAUGGAGCUGUUAUGCCUGGGAGAAGAAGAAGAAACUUCAACUUUGAUAAAUGGAAUACAAGAAUUACAAACUUGAGAAAACAAGUUCAAGAGGUGUUUGAAAGAAAAUAUGCUGAAGCUGUAAAAGCAAAAGGUCCAGUAAUUAUCCCAUACACAACCUUCCAGUCACAUGAAGAUGAGCUGAUUGUGGAAGGGCUGCCAGAAGGCGUUCCCUUCAGGCGACCAUCCACCUACGGCAUCCCCCGCCUCGAGAGGAUCCUUCUAGUGAAGGAGCAGAUCCGGUUUGUCAUUAAAAAUCACGAGCUUUUGGCUUUGGCAUCACAGCAAGAUGCACUACAGCAGGAUUCCCCACCACAAGAUGCACCACGACAAGAUGCAUCACAGGAUAAAACAAUUCCAGGAGCGAAAGAGGAGUGGCAUGCCAAACUCACCAAACUGAGGAAGGCAGUAGAUGAACUCUUCUCUAAAAAGCUUGCUGAGGCCCUGGGGAGCAGCGAGCCUAAACCUGUACCAUACCAGAAAUUUGAGACCCAUUCUACUGACCUCUGUGUCGAAGGGCUGCCAGAGAAUAUCCCCUUUAGGAGUCCCUCCUGGUAUGGAAUCCCUCGCCUUGAGAAAAUAAUUCAAGCGAGCCAGAGGAUAAAAUUUGUCAUCAAAAGGCCAGAGCUGCUAGCUCCCAGUGCACCUGCAGGUACUCAGCGCACGGCCGACACCUCAGGUAAGACAGACAAGUGCGAUUGGAAUAUCAAGAUCACAAGGCUAAGAAAGGAAGUAGAAGAGAUAUACAAUACAAAGUUUGGUCAAGCUCUGGGGCUUUCAGAGGCAGUGAAGGUUCCCUAUCCUGUAUUUGAAGCAAAUUCUGAACACUUGUACGUUGAAGGCUUGCCAGAAGGAAUCCCCUUCCGGAGUCCCACGUGGUUUGGAAUUCCACGCCUGGAGAAAAUUAUCCGUGGGAAGUGCAAAAUCAAAUUUGUUGUAAAGAAGCCUGAGCUUGUCACUUCCUGUUUGCCUCCAGGACUAGCUAGUAAAAUAAACAUUGAAGCAGUACAUCUGAAGAAUUCAGAAGCGAGUCUGAAGGGGUCACAAGCAAGUCCAAAGAGCUCGGAAGCAAGUCCAAAGAGUUCAGAAAUGAGCCCAAGGAAUUCAGAAAGCUCACAAAGUCCUGCCAGCAAUUCAAAGGUUGCAGAGAUUGAAGUCACUGUUGAAGAUGGCUCUAAUACACCAGAAAAGGCAGAUGUUCAAAACAACUCUUCAACCAAUGGGUCCCACCCAGGUUUAAAUCCACAAGGGAAAGAUUUUUCUUUUGACUCUUGGAAUUCCAGAAUUAAUGACUUAAAGCAGAAAGUUGACCAAGUUUUCAGUGAGAAGUGUGCUGAAGCCCUGGGGGUGCCUGGGCCAGUGAAGGUGCCCUAUGGGCUGUUUGAAUCCCACCCAGACGUCUUCUCUGUGGAAGGACUCCCCGACGGCGUGCCAUUCCGACGGCCUUCUACCUUUGGAAUCCCAAGACUAGAGAAGAUCCUGAGGAGCAAAUCCAAGAUCAAAUUCAUUAUUAAAAAGCCUGAGAAGUUUAAGGCAGCUAUUAAGGAGCACACUGCUAGAGGCCCCCAAAACAAAAGAACUUCAUCUGGUGCGGCAAACACAGCAAGCACCACCACAAACAGAGUGGUGAGCAAAACCGAUCCUUCCGAAGAUUUGAACAUCAUCCAAGUAACUCUGUCAGAUGAUGAAAGCGAGCGGCUGCGGAAGGCAGAACGAGCCAGACACUUGCGAGAGGAAGUCAACGACCUUUUCAGCCGGAAAUUUGCUGAAGCCAUCGGUGUGGAUUCUAUGAAAGUCCCCUACAGGAAAAUCACUAACUACCCUGGCUGUGUGGUGGUGGAAGGGUUGCCUCCUGGUGUGGAAUUUAAAGCUCCCAGUUACCUGGAAAUGAGCUCAAUGAGGAAGAUUUUGGAAUCACCAGAAUCGAUCAAGUUCACUAUCGUUCGGCCAAUUCCAGGACUUGUGAUAAACAAUCAGCUGAUGGAAAAAGCUGAAGAAGCAGCAGAAGCACCAGCAAUACCAGUGCCAGCAGCAGCACCAGUACCAGUACCAAUACCAGAAGCAGUACCAGCACCAGUACCAGCAGAGCCAGCUGAACCAAUCAAAUCAGAAGUCUCUGUAGAAGAGGUUACAGAAACAAAAGAAAGUUUUCAAGCAAAGAAGGAUCCAGACCCAACGUGGUAGGACCUCAUCGCUGCUGGGUAAAACAAUUUAUUGUUUCUUGGAGUCAGCACCUGUGGAGGAAUAACAUUUUUGGGUGGGGAGAAGACUUGAUUGAUACCAAGCUGGAUGCAAUUGUUUGGUGUACUUGAGCUGUAGCCUGUUUAGCUUUAGAAUCAUAGAAUCAUUAAGGUUGGAAAAGACCUCAAAGAUCAUCAAGUCCAACCUGUCA
Dryobates pubescens (Downy woodpecker) is the source of this 4450-nucleotide messenger RNA. It is a transcript of the gene GTF2I, whose product is annotated as general transcription factor IIi. Gene Ontology annotation, cellular component: nucleus. NCBI's taxonomy places the organism in Eukaryota, Metazoa, Chordata, Aves, Piciformes, Picidae. Gene Ontology annotation, molecular function: DNA-binding transcription factor activity. The transcript has 41 exons. The record is from RefSeq and is a predicted model, not a curated record. The coding region runs from base 268 to 4242 and encodes 1324 amino acids.